Balearica regulorum gibbericeps (East African grey crowned-crane) is the source of this 735-nucleotide messenger RNA. The record is from RefSeq and is a predicted model, not a curated record. NCBI's taxonomy places the organism in Eukaryota, Metazoa, Chordata, Aves, Gruiformes, Gruidae.
AUGGCAUCCCAAGGCCAGGUCAUUUUCUGGAGCAUGACUACAGUCAUUAUCAUCCUGGCUGCGGUGAUUGCCCUGAUCAUCGGUUUUGGUGUCUCAGGAAAACGCUCCAUCAGUGUGACAGUGCUGACGUCUCCCGGGAAUAUCGGCCAGCAUGGCAUCCUGGGCUGCACUUUUGAGCCUGACAUCCGGAUGGGCAGCAUAGCAAUCCGUUGGGCCAAGGUGGGAGUAGCUGGGCUGGUUCACGAGUUUAAAGGUGGGAAGGAUCACCUGCAAGAGCAAGACGCAUCGUUUCAAGGCCGCACGGCGGUGUUUGUGGACGAGGUGAUUGGUGGCAAUGCUUCCCUGGAACUGAGGGACGUGCGGCUCUCCGACGCCGGUACCUACCGGUGCUCUGUCACCACAGCCAGAGGGAGCGGGGCAGCAGUGCUGCGGUACAGGACGGGAGCCUUCAGCACCCCCAAGGUCCAUGUGGAGAACAGCAGCAGUGGGGACACACUGCAGUGCGAAGCACCGCGCUGGUUCCCUCGACCCACCGUGCACUGGACAGCCUACAGCGACACUGGGGAGUACCUACCUCACGUCGCCAACACCAGCUACGAGCUGAACGCAGAAAACAUCACUCUGAAAGUGGUUUCCUUUCUGCACAACAUUACUGUUAACACCACCUACACCUGCGUGAUUGAAAACAACAUUGCCAAGGCUACAGGCAACAUCAAAGUGACAGGUAGAGUUUAA